Talaromyces rugulosus is the source of this 1059-nucleotide messenger RNA. RefSeq lists its product as uncharacterized. Lineage: Eukaryota; Fungi; Ascomycota; Eurotiomycetes; Eurotiales; Trichocomaceae. Bases 1 to 1059 code for a protein of 352 amino acids. The transcript has a single exon. The record is from RefSeq and is a predicted model, not a curated record.
AUGAGGGUUUCACCUCUCAUUCUCUCGCUGCCUGGGCUAGUUUCUGCCCAGACAGGCAAGUCGGUGUGGAAGAAACGCCUCACCGGCGCAGACCUCGAUACCUUCCAGCGCUGGUCAGUCGCUGGCACGGACCUGGGAAUCCCGUAUGUGCUCGAGAAUGGCGCCAUUGGUUUUCUUUUCGGCGACACGUUUAAUACCCAAUGGCCCGAAGAACCCAACAACGACUGGCGGGCGCCCGUGAUGCUGCGUUCGGCCAUCAACCCCGGCGACGCGAACGGUAUCGUCUUCGACUCUGCAGCAGGUGUGGGAGGCAAUGGAAAUGCGCCUGAGAUCAUGCACAACGGCCACCGAGGUGACGAUGGCUUCGGCACGUAUGAGAUCUCGGUCAUUCCUAACGAUGGGAUUGGGUUCCCGGAGACUGGCGACCAGAUCGUUUCGUACAUGAGCAUCAAGGACUGGACGGCUCCUUGGGCGACCAACUACGCUGGACUGGCCAUUUCGACCGACGGAAAUACCUUCACGCGCCUUGAUGUCAAGUGGCCCAACGAUGAUGCCAACUCUGACCCAUUCCAGAUGUGGACGAUGCAGCGUGACGGUGACUGGGUGUAUAUCUUCUCCGUCCGCUCGGGUCGCCAGCAAGGCCCCAUGAUGUUGCAGCGAGCGCCAUGGGAUCAAAUGGUCAACCAAAGCGCAUACCAGGGAUGGGGUUGGGAUGGCAACAACUGGGGCUGGGGCCGUCCUUGCACUCCGAUUCUCCAAGGCAACUUUGGCGAGCCUUCGGUGCGCAAGCUGAGCGAUGGGACCUGGGGGAUGAGCUAUCUAAAUCUUGACACGAAGAACAUCGUGACUCGCACAGCGGCGGGGCCGGACCAGGCGUGGUCGGAUGAAACAGUGCAAGUCUAUUGGAACCAGGAACCCUUUUUGUAUGGAGGAUUUAUUCACCCGUGGUCCACGGCAAAUGCAAGUGAGCUCUAUCUAAUGGUUUCAAAAUGGGCCCAUGAUCCAACGACGGGGGCUUCGACGGCUUACCAUGUGAGCCAGUAUGUCGGUUCUCUCUGA